Molecule: messenger RNA, 7236 nt
Organism: Cucurbitaria berberidis CBS 394.84
Lineage: Eukaryota; Fungi; Ascomycota; Dothideomycetes; Pleosporales; Cucurbitariaceae
Exons: 9
Coding region: 342-6776 (2144 amino acids)
Biological process (GO): calcium ion import across plasma membrane
Cellular component (GO): membrane; voltage-gated calcium channel complex
Molecular function (GO): high voltage-gated calcium channel activity; calcium ion binding
Source: RefSeq, a predicted model, not a curated record
UCCUGCGGCCUCCAGUCCUAUCACGUCUUAGCCAUUCGUGGCUGGCUGUCCCCUGCGCCUGUGGCUCUUGGGGAUGCGCAUAUCCACCUCCGCCAUGCCGCCGCAUCUUCUUCGCCUGUAACUCUCCUAACAACCAAAAACACACGACUCUCGUCUUCGCAUCUUGCUCGCGCCGCCGUCUAUUCUGUCGCCGUCGCCGUCGCCCCAUUUCCACCCUCGCUUACCGCCCGUCCGAGCCGUCCAUGUUCGCGCGAUAGCACGCUGCUUGAGCUGACGAGUUGCGGCCAAAUGUACGCUUGAGCGCCGCGCACCAUCAUCGUGGGACAUCACAGUGGCAUGCAAUGUCCUACCCCGACCCCAAUCACCGCCAAAGCCACACCCAUCAGUCAAUACCGUUGCAAGACCUCAAUCGCCCGCCGGACGACUACAACCAAGAUGCGCCAGAUUCGCACCUGCACCGGCGAACCCUCAGUGACCGCGGCCGAAACCUGCUGCGACAAACCGGGGCAAUCGCCACAGGAGGGCAUUUCAGAGAUUCGCAGUACUCUCCCAUUGCCGAGGUGUCGCCCAGUCCUACACGACGUGCGCCGCGUCUCAACACCAAUGCUGCGCCUGCGCAGAGCGGCAUCCGAAGAGUAGACGACGAUGAGCUGGGCUCGCCCAUAGACGCGGGCGCAUUUCAGGCCGCUAUUGGAUUCGGUAUGGGCAUGGAGUUCCAGGGCGAGACAUCGCCGCCAAUAACUACACCCGCUUCCUCUGAGCUGUCUUACCAUCCAUACGACCGCGAUCCCUAUGCGGACAGGUCGACGUCAGAGGACCAUGGCUACUUCCCCCCCACCUACGACGAUACCGCGCGGUUGACCGAUGCGCGCCAUUUGCAGCCCAUAAGCGGGGCCGCAGCCUCCUCUUCUCCAUACGAGCAGGACCGCUCGAGCUUCCAGAGCGUGCGCUUUCUGAGUCCGGGGGAUGCUUCGCCCAUAGCGCGGCAUGGCGAGCAUCUUGGGCAAGUAGAGGCUGCCGCAGGCGACCCCAGAAAUUCAAGAGGAAGGAAGCGGUCACUGUCACCGGGCCAGCAGUUGGAGUCACCUUUGCAUCGGGCGGGGACCAUAAUGCGGAACAUAUCACAGCGUGUCGUCAACGUCAGCAACGACUCUGAAAUCGCCGAACGCACCAUUCGUAGGAAGUCUACGCUGCGUCAUGCACGCCUCGCAGAACCGCCCUCCUUGCCAGCAUUACCCGGCUAUGCCACUGAUGGUCCUUCCUCGCCCUCACCAUCCACGCCUGUCGAAAAACCACCAUCACCUGUCAUCCGUCAACGCAGGCCAAGCGUGCAAUGGCAACCUCCUCCCAAUCCCCUACGCGGCAAGAGUCUGGGCAUCUUCCCUGCCGACAGCAGAUUAAGGAUCAAACUAUGCGACCUCCUCGUUCACCCCGCCACCGAGCCACUGCUCCUGGUUCUGAUUGUUGUUCAAACUGUCCUGCUAGCCGUGGAUGCCCGCAGCAAGGCCACUUAUGAUCCUGGACAGCAGAAAUCCUUCUCCAAAUUCAACGGCAUCGACUACGCUCUCCUGGGCCUUUUCAUUGUGUAUACAGUGGAAGUCAUCAUCCGUAUCAUCGUCUCAGGUUUCGUCAUCAACCCCGUUCAGUACAGUACCAUCAACAGACAAGUAGGCUUACGAGAAGCCGUCAUGAUCAAAUUCAAUCAGCUCUUUGGGGGGCCUCAGAGACAGCCAUCUCAGAGACGCAGUGGUGGUGCCAACGGCGACCCGACUCAGGCCCCCCAACAGCCUUCUGUGCUUCGCACCUUCACCACUGCCCAGAUGCACUCGGACAUUGGCCCUGGCGACUCGAGAGAGCGGCAGCGUGUCCGUUUGGCACACCGAGCCUAUCUCCGGCACUCGUUCAAUCGAACCGACUUUCUCGCCGUCAAUUCAUUUUGGAUUGCUUUCAUAUUGAAUCUCUUCAAUCUCAACAACAACCGCGUCAUUCUUGUCUUUGAGAUGCUGAGUUGCUUGCGCAUAAUCCGUCUGUUGAAUCUCACCAGCGGUACAUCGGUCAUUCUUCGAAGUCUGAAAAAAGCAGCCCCUUUGCUAGUCAACGUGGCAUUUUUGAUUGGCUUCUUCUGGCUUCUGUUCUCGAUUGUUGGCGUGCAAAGCUUCAAGUCGAGUCUUCGGAGAAACUGCGUCUGGCAAGAUCCAGACAACAUCGCGAACUACACGAAUUCGGACCAAUUCUGCGGCGGGCACCUAGUAAAUGUCGCCGAACAUAUCUCACAAGGAUACAUACCUGCUCCUGGUAGGCCACCGGGCCCUGCCAAUGGCAAGGGUUUUCUAUGCCCAAAAGGCUCUUUGUGCAUUGAAGAUGGUAACCCGUUCAACGACACAAAAAGCUUCGAUAACAUUCUUCAGUCCCUCGAGCUGGUCUUCGUUGUCAUGUCCUCUAACACCUGGUCGGAUUUGCUCUAUACCGUGGCGGAUACCGAUUAUUUGAUCAGCUCUCUUUUCUUCAUUGUUGGAAUUCUCAUUCUAAGUUUGUGGCUCAUAUCCUUGUUAAUCGCCGUCAUCACUUCCUCUUUUCAAAUUAUCCGCGAGGAAAGUAAGACGAGCGCCUUCACCGGAGAAGAGAUCAAGGAAGAAGACACAGAGAAAGAGCAGGAGAAGCAACGUGUCAGUAGUCUAAAAAAGCUCUACGAUAAAACCUCCUGGAUAUGGGUGAUCGUGAUAGCCUACGGACUGGUCAGCCAAAUGAUGAGGAGCGCUGGCAUGAGCAACUUUCGGCGAACCUUCAUCGACACAUCGGAAACCAUCGUAACACUCAUUCUACUUAUGGAGAUACUAAUACGGUUUGCUGUCGAUUGGCGACAUUUCUUCAGCGGCAAGCUAAACAUCACGGAUCUCAUGAUCGCCUUGAUUACGACGAUUAUCCAGAUACCAGCUAUCAAGCAUGCCUAUGGUGGCAAAGCCUAUGCUUGGUUGACAAUCUUUCAAAUCAUUCGUGUGUAUCGUGUGGUUUUGUACGUUCCAAUGACACGAGACCUUAUUAUGAUCGUUUUCGGCAAUGUCAGCGGUCUACUCAAUCUGAUUCUCUUUGUGUUUCUUUUGACCUUCUUGGCUUCCAUCUUCGCUUCUCAGCUCUUUCGCGGCGAGAUACCAGAAGAAGCAGACGGCGAGACCAUCCGGGUGCCCUUCUUCGACAUCUACAAUUCUUUUCUAGGAAUGUAUCAGAUCUUCUCUAGCGAGAAUUGGACCACCAUCUUGUACAACGUUACAGGCUUUCAGAAAGAGUUUGGCAUAGCCUGGAUAGGAGCUGCAUUCUGCAUUCUGUGGUUCAUCUUUGCCAACCUCAUUGUCAUGAAUAUGUUUAUUGCUGUUAUCCAGGAGAAUUUUGAUGUCUCGGAAGAUGAGAAACGUCUACAACAAGUCAAAGCGUUCCUUCAGCAGAAAGAACAAGGACUCAGUUCGUCCUAUGGCAAUUUGUCGCUGUCAUCGAUCUUCAAGCUAGGGCAUGCAGGCCGCAGAGAUCCACUCGACUACGGUUCCGCUGCUACCGAGAUGCUGCUCAAGGAUGCUGUUGUUCGGGACUUUCUUGACGAGCGCGAUGGCAACAACAGUCUGAAUGAGGAGGACGCCCCUGCACCUGGUAUACGUCCUGCUAAGACUAUCGUCGGCUCGGGCGCUAUGUCUACUAUGUGGCAACGAUUCUUACGCCGAGUCAUUCAUCGAGAGCCGAAUCCGUUUUACGCCCCUCUGGAUUUCGGUCGCGCAUACGAAGAUUUGGAUCCCAGAAGAAUGGCGAAAGAAGUGGUCACGGCAACAGAGAAGCGCAAGCAGGCGCAGCGUGAGUUCUUGCGAAAUCAUCCGAAAUACAACGUCUCUUUGUUUAUCUUCGGACCUCACAACCCGAUCCGCAAGAUUUGCCAGCGCAUUGUCGGUCCUGGCCGUGGUGGUGAUCGCAUCGAAGGAGUAGCACCCUCUGUCCCAGUCUGGUACGCCUUUUCGGCCUUCAUAUACGCCGCCAUCAUUGCCAUGGUGCUUUUGGCGUGUGUCACUACGCCACUAUACCAGCGCGAAUACUUUAAUACCCAUAAUUUCAGUGUCAAGAACUGGUUCGUGUGGGUAGACAUGGGCUUCGCCUUACUGUUCACGAUAGAGGCGCUGAUCAAGGUUAUUGCCGAUGGAUUCUUCUGGACACCCAACGCUUACUUCAGAGGCUCAUGGGGUUUUAUUGACGGCGUCGUGCUACUCACGCUUUGGGUAAAUGUCGCCACUUCGCUCUGGAAUGAGGGCCAGAUCACUCGGACCGUAGGCGCCUUCAAAGCUUUGAGGGCCCUUCGACUGCUCAACGUCAGCGAUAGUGCCCGAGACCAUUUUCACUCAUUGAUAGUUCGGGGUUGGUGGAAGCUCUUCUCUGCUGCCUUUGUGUCCCUUAGCUUGUUAAUCCCGUUUGCCAUUUACGGGUUAAACCUCUUCGUUGGCCAGCUACAGAAAUGCAACGACGAUAAGUCCAACAUCACGAACCUCCAGGAUUGUGUAGGCGAGUAUGCAAGCUCACCAUUCAAUUGGGAUGUCUUAGCGCCACGUCAGGCCGCGAAUGACUACUACGACUUUGAUAAUUUUGGGAACUCCCUCUUCAUACUAUUCCAGAUUGUAUCACAAGAAGGUUGGACCGACGUUAUGUGGUCUGCAAUGAGUAUCACUGGAGUUUACACACAGCCUGCCCCGUAUGCAGCACAGGGGAACGCCGUCUACUUCAUCAUCUUCAACUUGCUUGGAGCUGUCUUCGUGUUGACACUCUUUGUGUCUGUGUUCAUGCGCAAUUACACGGAACAGACUGGAGUCGCCUUCCUGACAACAGACCAGCGUUCUUGGCUGGAACUUCGUAAGCUACUUCGGCAAAUAUCUCCGUCGAAACGACCAUCUUCCACCAAGCAACGAGAGUCAUGGGAAGAGUGGUGUUACCGCCGAGCUGUUCGCAAGACCGGGCGAUGGCAGAGAUUCAUCACUGGGCUUUUGAUACUACACCUAGUACUACUUUGCUUAGAGUGGUACCCAGGUUAUGGUGCAUGGGAUACAGCUAGAGACUACAUAUUCCUUGCGCUAACCAUAGUAUUCAUUGCCAAUGUAGUCAUCCGCAUCAUCGGUCUCUCAUGGCAUCGCUUCCGGAAGAGCUCCUGGGACGUCUUCUCCAUCUUCGCUGUGACAGGAACAUUCAUCACCUCGAUUCUAGUAUUGGUAAAAGACUUCUCUAGGGUCUUUGUCCCACUUCAUAAGCUCUGCCUCGUCUCCAUUGCUCUUCUUCUUAUUCCCCGGAACAAUCAACUCGACCAGCUGUUCAAGACAGCAGCAGCGAGUCUGACCGCGAUCGCAAACCUACUCGCAACAUGGUUCGUGCUUUUCCUCGUGUACGCCAUCGCACUUACACAAACCUUUGGUCUUACUCGAUUUGGCGAAAAUGAAACUGGAAAUAUCAACUUUCGGACUGUCCCGAAAGCACUGAUCUUUCUGUACACGAUGAGUAUGGGCGAAGGCUGGAACCAACUUAUGGAAGACUUUGCCAAUGUCGACAAACCCUUUUGCACAGUAGGAGAGCGGUACUUCCAAAGCGACUGUGGCAGCCCUGAGUGGGCGCGAGCUCUCUUCAUUACCUGGAACAUUCUAAGCAUGUACAUCUUUGUCAAUCUGUUUGUCUCGUUGAUCUACGAGAGUUUCAGUUACGUGUAUCAACGAAGUAGUGGCUUGUCCGUCAUCAGUCGAGAGGAGAUCCGUCGGUUCAAGCAAGCCUGGGCAGAGUUUGACCCUAAUGGGACAGGCUACAUUUCGAGGGAGGUGUUUCCACGACUCCUUGGUGAACUUUCGGGUAUAUUUGAAAUGCGCAUCUACGAUGGUGACUUUACGGUGGGUCGGCUGAUCGAAGAGUGCGGCGUAGCAUCUCGCCGUGAAUCAAACCUACCUGUGCCAGGGCGUGAACCAACCCAAGAGAUCGAUAUUGAAAAGCUCAAUCGGCGUCUAGCUGAGCUGCCGAUUGCUGAGAUACGACGCCGACGACGACGCAUGAACACUUUCUUCGAGGAGGUACUCGUGUCAAGCGACCCCGAUCGAGGCAUUGAGUUUACCUCGUUGCUGAUGAUCUUAGCUCACCACAAGGUCAUCAACGACAACAAGAGCUUGAGGUUAGAGGAGUUCUUGCGACGGCGAGCUCGCCUACAACGCGUCGAAGAAGCUGUUCGCCGAAACGUCGUAGUCGGCUUCUUCGAUACACUCUACUGGGCCCGUCGCUUCCGCCGCGCUAUGGACCAGAAGAAGCAAGGCCGUAUGGCCACAAUCCCGCAGUUCACAGUCCCAGAGAUCUUUAUUGACGACGAAGAUAUCACCGACGCGCAGCGUGGCGAAUCGUCUCGAGCGGGCAGCCCCCUUUUCUCGCCCCAAGACCUCUACGUCCCUGACAGGCGUGGUCCAGAACCAACACAUCUCGACACAUCACUCGCCAACGCUAGUGCUAGAGGAAGAGCGAACUCGAUACAACAAACACCCCAGGGUUCGCCAACACGAAGCAGCCCGCAUAUGUCCCCCUUCUCUCCACCUGCUUCUGAAGGCGAUUGGCAGUUUGCAUCCGCUCUUAGCAGACCGCCUAGCCCGCUGGAAGCGGAUCUUAACCCGAAUGAUGCACGCAGUAGGGCGAAUAGUGCGGUUAGCGCGGCGGAUGUGCUCGAGGUGCUUGAUAAUUCUGCUUGGGGUGAGAGUAUUAGGAGAAGUUUUACGACACGGAGAAGGAGCUGAGACAUUCUAUUCUCGAAGACCUAUUUUGGUAACCAGGAGUGUGGGGAAGGUAGGAAGAAGAUGGUGUGGUGCCUGGGAAUGGUAUGCAAGACGAUGUGAAGGGUGACGAAAGGGGCGUAGUGUGGACAUAUGAAGGAUUUGGCAGUAUGAUGCAGCAAGUCUGCGCAUAGGACCGUCCAGGUACAGGUACAGGGGCUUGCUUACGAUACGGUGGUGGUUGCAUGAAUGUCUGAAAUGACCGAGCGGGGUGUUGGACUGGCAUCAACCCAACACGAACGGGAGACAUUGACGUCUGUCGGAAGACAGGCUAUAGCCAGUAUGCUAUGCAGGUUAGACGGAGGCCGGACUUGUUGCACAGGAGUAUGGGGAUGUAAUUAUGGUGAUGGCGGCGGGGGAUUGUGAACAUUAGACAUUGCAUAGCGACGGCGUUGAGCGAAUAAUGAUAGACUUGUUGGAUCCG